Triticum dicoccoides is the source of this 3180-nucleotide messenger RNA. RefSeq lists its product as uncharacterized. The coding region runs from base 389 to 2791 and encodes 800 amino acids. Gene Ontology annotation, cellular component: nuclear pore. Lineage: Eukaryota; Viridiplantae; Streptophyta; Magnoliopsida; Poales; Poaceae. The record is from RefSeq and is a predicted model, not a curated record. The transcript has 8 exons.
CGCCAGCCCAAACGCACCACCGCAACCCCCACGCGCUGCACGCCUGUGACACCCCCUCCCCUGGCCGCAGCAUCAUCGCCCCUGCAAGUGACCGCUGGCCGCGUGCGCCGUCCCCUCUCCUCCAGUCCUCCUCCCACGCCGGCCGCCACCCCCCACAAACAUUCCGCGCCGCGCACAGUCGAGGCUCCUGCGCCGCCCCUGCAACCCCGCGGCGAGGCACCCGGUGCCGCUCGGGCAUUAAGCCCUUUUUAUUAGAAAAAGACACAGAGGAGGGAGCAACCGCUCGGUUUGGUUUGGUUUCGCGGCUCCCGCUCCCGCUCGCGUCGCAGGGGCCGAGGCGGCCACUGCAAGAAGAAGAACCCCGGUAUCAAGUUUCUAGUACACUCAAAUGGGUGCUAGGGAGAACGGGGAAGAGAGAAAUGACCAAUCAACUGAUGUGGAAGUGGAACGAGAUGCUAAACUAGGGAAGGAAGCUGAAUCAGACUAUGAAGCAGCUAGAGACUCCUUUUCAUCUCAAGGUGAGUCUAACAGCAAUGAAGAUACUAAAGCGAAAAGAGUCUCAAGGGUUCCGAAGAAGCUAGCAAAAAAGGACACCAAGCCAAACAGCCCACGUCUGGCCAGAACUAAUUCCACUCGUCUAGUCAACAAGAAGCUGCAAUAUAUUUCACCAAACAAUAGUCCGAACAAAGCACCGAAGCCAAGCAAAGUGGCUAAUGGUGUUAAAACUGUUGAAGUUCAAAGGCCAGAAACUGUGGAAGUUACUUCUUGUCCUUCAUCUGAUGUGUCUGAGGAAACAAAUGAUAAAGCUAUUGAGGGCAGAGCCACCGAUGAUAAGUCCACCGAGGGCAGGGCCGAUGAUAAUAAGGCCACCGAGGGCACAUCUGCUGAUGAUAAGGCCAUUGAGGGUGUAGAGACUGAUGAUAAGGCCAUUGAGGGCGUAGCAACUGAAGAUAAGGCCAUUGAGGGCGUAGCGACUGAUGAUAAGGCCAUUGAGGUUAUAGCGACUGAUGAUAAGGGUGUUGAGGGUGUAGAGACCAGUGAUACAGCCAUUGAAGAAGCAAAGGAAAUUGAUGUCUUAGACGAAGCUCCGAAAUGUGAUCAAAGUACUGGCACUGACGAUGAAAUUGCUGAUACUGAACAGAACAUACUUGAUGAUGACAACUCAGUAGCAUAUGAAAAGAAUGAUGAGAAGAUUGAGGAAUUAGAAUCAAAAAUUGAAAAGCUGGAGCAAGAGCUUCGUGAAGUUGCUGCCCUUGAGGUUUCUCUCUACUCUAUUAUGCCAGAGCACGGAUGUUCAUCACAUAAGCUGCAUACGCCAGCUCGGCGUCUGUCUAGGUUAUAUAUCCAUGCAUCAAAGUUUUGGUCCCCAGAUAAGAAAGCUUCUGUUGCAAAAAACUCUGUUUCUGGGCUUGUGCUUGUAGCAAAGUCUUGUGGCAAUGAUGUUUCAAGGUUGACAUUCUGGUUAUCGAACACAAUUGUCCUACGAGAGAUCAUUGCACAAACCUUUGGCGUUUCAAGCCAAUCACCUGCAGUUAUGAAUGCUUUCACUACAAACAGAAACAGUAAUGCAAAAAAGCUUUACAAGAAUUCCCCGCCAAUGCGAUGGAAAAUGAAUUCCAGUGGCAAGCAGGCUAGACCUACUAUCAUGCAGUUUCCGGAUGAUUGGCAGCAAACUGGCACUGUCUUGGCUGCAUUAGAGAAGAUUGAAUCUUGGAUCUUUUCUCGGAUUGUUGAGUCUGUGUGGUGGCAGGCACUGACACCCCGUAUGCAAACUCCUGUUGAGGAUUCAUCGACGCCAAGCAUUGAGAAACCGUUAGGGCAUUCUUUGGCUGAUCAGCAUCAAACCACUUUUUCUAUUGAUCUUUGGAAGACUGCAUUUUGUGAUGCGUUCAGCAGAAUAUGCCCUCUUCGUGCUGGUGGACAUGAGUGUGGCUGCUUACCAGUAUUGGCCAAACUGGUGAUGGAGCAAUGUGUAGCCCGUUUAGACGUGGCUUUAUUUAAUGCCAUCCUCCGUGAAUCAGAGAAUGAGAUACCAUCUGAUCCAAUAUCCGAUCCGAUUCUUGACUCCAGGGUUCUGCCAAUUCCAGCUGGCAACUUAAGCUUUGGAUCAGGCGCACAGCUGAAGAAUGCAGUUGGAAGCUGGUCCAGAUUGUUGACGGAUAUGCUUGGCAUGGACGGUGAUGACUCUCACAAGGAUGGCCAAGGCGCAGGAGGAAAUGGUGAUGUAAGAAGAGAUGGAGCUGAAUCCAAUUCUUUUAAGCUGCUCAAUGAGUUGAGUGAUCUUCUCAUGCUCCCGAAGGACAUGCUUCUUGAGAAGUCCAUCAGGAAAGAGGUCUGCCCGUCGAUUGGCCUUCCACUAGUAACAAGGAUACUCUGCAACUUCACUCCGGACGAGUUCUGCCCUGAUCCUGUUCCUGGUUUAGUUCUGGAGGAGCUGAAUUCUGAGAGCUUGCUUGAGCGCUUCACAGAGAAAAAUCUGAUCAGUACAUUCCCGUGCACUGCUGCUGCCGUUGCGUACCGCGCCCCUUCAUCGGAGGAUGUAGCAGAGAAAGUGGCAAACACCAGUGGCACCGGAGAGGUGCAUCAAAGGGCCUCGAUGGUCCAGAGGAGGGGGUACACCAGCGACGACGAUCUGGACGACCUAGGCUCCCCCUUGAUGUCCCUCUACGAUCGGAGCUCUCUGCCCUCGCCUUGUGACGGGGUCGCACAUUUCAGUACUCGCCAAGAAGGCGCCGUGGCAAAUGUAAGAUACGAGCUCCUAAGAGAAGUAUGGUCGGAGCGCCGUGAUUGAGCGAGCGACCUGCAGGACUUGUUUGGCUGUUGCUUUGCGUAAAAGGGCGAACCAAGUGUUGGGGGCGUGAAGAAUUUGCUUUUGCAUCCGGCACCGAAGAAUCAAAGAGGGAUGAUGGCUCCUCGCUGGUGUUGUUUCCUUUGCCCCCCUCAGAUUUGUCCACUGCAGAAUUUCUACCCUUCAUUCGUUCGCCGGUGAGCUCGUUUGUUAGUUGCUUUUUUUUCUUCUCAUGUACUAGCAUACAUAGUGGAAAAUUGUAAGGAAAGGAUGGUGAAUUCGAUCCUGGGUGUAAAAUAUUAAUGCGAGUAUGGACCUAUCGGUGUAAGUAAAGGCUGGAAGAAGGGGAAUAUGAUCCUGGCCUGGGUACCUCGCCUGUUCCUUGUGUGUUU